AUGGGUUCUGUUCACAAUGGACGGCUGCCCGCCGCCGGUGCUCCCGGCGUCGGUUACCCUUAUGGCCACUUUGGCCACCUCGAGGAGCACGAGGCAAAGGCUCUUGAGGACUUCAAGAUCCUCCUCGAGGAGAAGGGCGAAUACACCCCCGGCCCCCCCCCAACCACGACGACCCCAAGCUGCUGUACCCGUUUCCUGCGCGCCCGGCGGUGGGUCCCCCAAGAUGCCUACACGCAGUUCAGCGAGAACGAGUCCUUCCGGAAGGCGAACCAGAUAGACGUCCUGUACGACACCAUGGAUGUGGAUGCGUACGAGAAAUCAAAGACAUUGUACCCUAGAUACACAGGACGUCGGGACAAACGUGGCAUGCCUGUCUAUGUUUACCGGAUAUCGCACCUCGACUCCAAGGCUGUUGCGGCCUACGAGAAAGACACACAGUCGACAUACAGCAUGGCCGAGACUGACGGCAAGACACCAGCCAAGUUGUUGCGCUUGGUUGCUCUCUAUGAGGACCUGACGAGCUUCGUCCAGCCGCUGUGCACGCAGUGCCCGGAUCGCGAGCACGCACCGACACCAAUCACUCUCAGCACGAACGUCGUCGACAUCUCCAAUGUCAGCCUGAAGAUGUUCUGGAAUCUACGACAGCACAUGCAAGCGGCCAGUGAGCUUGCGACGUCACACUACCCAGAGACAUUGGACCGGAUUUUCAUCAUCGGCGCGCCUUACUUCUUCUCGACAGUCUGGGGUUGGAUCAAGAAGUGGUUCGACCCAGUGACUGUUUCCAAGAUCUUCAUUCUGACCCCAGCCGAGGUUAUCCCCGUUCUGUCGCAGUUCAUAGAGAUGAGAGACAUUCCCAAGGUAUAUGGUGGCGAGCUUGCGUGGGAGUUCUUCGACGAGCCUGCCUGGGACGAGGGUAUCAUGAAGACGUGCAAAUGGGAAAACGGGCAUACGGCUUUCCCAGUUGGGCCUAAGCGGUGGGAACUGACCGAGGACGGCAAGCAUCUGCAGUGUAUUGCUGUGGGCUACAAGGACGGCCAGCCACGCCGUGAGCUCGUCUGCAAGGUCGCCGUGCUGAACUCUGCCGUGGAGACGACCGAACAGACAACGGCUACCGAGGAUGCGCCCGUUGUUGCCGAAGACGCUCCAGUGGCAGCGACCCCCGCAGUCGCAGCCACUGAAAGCGCAACCACCACCACUGCUCCGGUUGAUGAGAAGACUCCCGGGACGGUCAAGGUCGCCGGCAUGGCCAUCACGGUGAAAGGCGAGGAGGUGUAUAAGGGCGACCACCUGACCACUGCGCCAGUGGAUGAGGUUGAAGCGCUCAAGCUGACCGAUGACGAGGUCAAUGCGCUCAAGGAGAAGAAGGAGGAUGCGGCCGUGCCUACUGCUGCAUAA
Molecule: messenger RNA, 1395 nt
Organism: Microdochium trichocladiopsis
Lineage: Eukaryota; Fungi; Ascomycota; Sordariomycetes; Xylariales; Microdochiaceae
Product: CRAL-TRIO domain-containing protein
Exons: 5
Coding region: 1-1395 (464 amino acids)
Source: RefSeq, a predicted model, not a curated record